CAUGAAUCAAAUCGUUUGGAUACCGCUAUCCUAACCGCUACUAGUAAAUUUGGAUCGUAGUAUAAAAUGAUGCACAUCAUCCUAAAAAAACUCAAUACGGCCUCAGCAUGGAACUCAAAUCCACAUGUAUUCUAAUCAAUGUUUUGUUGGUAAUAUCGCACAGUCAUACAGCAUUAUCUAAGACAUCGAACGGACGAGGGAAGCAUAUUCUCCCUUUAAGAAAAGCUUUAUUGUUUCCCGAUAAAGAUUGCCGAUGUGAUCCCGGCCCGCAAGGUCUACCUGGCCAUCGGGGCGAUCGAGGAAGACCAGGUCAUGAUGGACGACCAGGCAAGCCUGGAGAAAAAGGAGAUAAAGGAGAUACAGGUCCACAAGGUCCACCUGGAAUACAAGGAACAGCAGGUGCUCCAGGAUCACCUGGUAUUAAAGGUAAAGACGGUGAGCGUGGUCCUCACGGUCCGCCAGGCAAAGAUGGUAUUCCUGGACAUCCUGGGGCAGAAGGUCGCCCAGGUCUUGAUGGACGACCGGGUCCACCAGGACCACUUGGUCCCACUGGGCCAGCGGGGCCACCAGGUCAGAGGGGAAGUCCCGGUGUUCCCGGUAGGCCUGGUUCAUCAUGUUCAAGUCCAGGUCCUGGUUUCCCAGGCGGGCCAGGUGGACCAGGUGGUCCGGGUGGCCCUGGAGGUCCAGGUGGGCCCGGUGGUCCCGGCGGACCUGGUGGUCCAGGUGGCCCAGGGGGUCCCGGUGGACCUGGUGGUCCUGGAGCUCCGGGUGGCCCCGGAGGCCCUGGUGGACCUGGUGGACCGGGCGGUCCGGGAGGUCCAGGGGGCCCUGGUGGUGCUGGAGGGCCUGGUGGUCCUGGUGGUCCUGGUGGUCCUGGAGGCCCUGGUGGGCCAGGAGGACCUGGAAGUCCGGGUGGUCCUGGUGGCUCUGGUGGUUCAGGUGGCUCAGGAGGUUCUGGAGGCUCUGGCGGAAGCGGUAGUGGAGGAAGCGGAUGUGGGUGCUGCUGUUGUAACCAGCAGCCUACACAUCCUCAUCCGGGGCAUCCUCAUCCGGGGCAUCCUCAUCCAGGCCACCCCCAUCCAGGCCAUCCUCAUCCAGGCCAUCCUCAUCCGGGCCCUCCUCAUCCAAGUCAUCCAGGUCAUCCUGGCCGUCCUCGUCCUCCCAGACCUACCAGGCCUGCUAAAACAACAACUGAGAGUACACCAGAAAGCACAACCGACACUGCAGCCGAAGGCAUCACGGAGGGGCCUACUCUUGAAAGUUCAUCUCGCAGUUUAUUGAAUGUGUUCGGAUUUAAAUUUGGAAAUGGUCACCAAACAACGCCAGCCACUUAUGAUUUCAAAGUUAAGGAAAUAAGUUGUACUCUACUUGUGGUAGCUAAUGCAUCCAUUAACAAGCUAGCACAGAAUCUUGUAAAUCGAGCCGUUUUGCCGCAAUCGAAGACAAUUUCGAUAUUUCACCACAGUGGCGAACAUAACAUUCCAAAAAUUAUAGACUGCGGAUGUCCACCUGGACCACCAGGGCCUCCUGGACCCCCGGGGCACCAAGGAGCACACGGAUAUCCAGGCGAAGAAGGUCGUAAAGGAAAAACAGGUAAACCUGGUAAACCCGGAAGGCCCGGAAGAAAAGGCAAACAUGGACGAAAAGGACGUGAUGGAGCGGUAGGACCACCUGGCCCACCAGGCGAUCCUGGUCGAACGGGUAAAUCGGGGCCUCCAGGAGUUGAAGGAAAUACAGGGCGGCCUGGCCCUCCAGGUCCACCCGGCGUACAAGGUCCUCCCGGAAAGAGAGGUAGGCCUGGACCACCAGGUCCACCGGGACCGCGUGGGCCACCAGGAAGACAUGGGCAUAGCGGCGGACACGGCGGCGGCUGGGGUGGCGGCGGAGGCUGGGGUGGAGGCGGAGGUGGUGGUGGUGGCGGUGGUGGUGGAGGUGGCGGAGGAGGUGGACCAGGUGGUGGAGGAGGCGGACCAGGUGGCGGAGGAGGUCGUCCACGACCACCGUUUGCAACUGAUCUCCUUCCCGGUUAUGAUAUAAACAGCCUCUUUCCUGAUCGCCCUCGGAUUGAUCAAUCUCUGGCAGAACCAGACUAUGUAGAAGUCUAA
Hermetia illucens (black soldier fly) is the source of this 2105-nucleotide messenger RNA. RefSeq names its product collagen alpha-1(I) chain-like. The transcript has 3 exons. The record is from RefSeq and is a predicted model, not a curated record. Bases 108 to 2105 code for a protein of 665 amino acids. NCBI's taxonomy places the organism in Eukaryota, Metazoa, Arthropoda, Insecta, Diptera, Stratiomyidae.